Messenger RNA from Gigantopelta aegis, 1070 nucleotides. Its product is annotated as sterol O-acyltransferase 1-like. Gene Ontology annotation, cellular component: endoplasmic reticulum membrane. Lineage: Eukaryota; Metazoa; Mollusca; Gastropoda; Neomphalida; Peltospiridae. Bases 42 to 974 code for a protein of 310 amino acids. Gene Ontology annotation, biological process: cholesterol metabolic process. The record is from RefSeq and is a predicted model, not a curated record. The transcript is spliced from 8 exons.
AUUUAGUCACGUGACACGUGUCAUUGCCCAAAACAUUCAGCAUGGCUGAAGCGGAAAGUGUGGAUCAUCAAAUUGGAAAUGGAAGCAUCAAGAGCGACGAUAAUACAGAUGUAGACCCUCCUGCUAGCAAUGGACCAUACCGACAGAUUAAUCUCCAGAGAAUCAGAGACCAUGCUCAGCAACUGCGAUCCGAUGCUAUAGACAAUCUGAAUGGGAAACUGACUGAGUUAUUUGACACGUUUGUUACUGAGGUGGAACAGAUUGAUAACGACGGUACGAAUCGCAAUAUCAGACCACACACUCGCAAGAAAGAAAGGAGUAUUGAUGACUUGCCAGAUAAAAUAUUUGUCAACCGAAGAUCUGUGUUAACGGACCUGUUUGAGAUAAGUCAUAUACAGACUAUUUACCACAUUUUUGUAGCAAUACUGGUUGUAUUCAGCCUACAGACAUUUAUCUACGACUAUGUGGAGAAACAGAGGCUGUGUCUCGAUUUUGAUCUCAUUCACUGGGCGAUGGGCAAGAUUCCCAAGGUGAUGUUUCUGUGGGUGUGCAUGCAGGGCAGCACGCUCCUCAUCGUGUAUCCAGCAUUCUACUAUUGGUCCCGCACACGCAUGCCAGGACCAGUCAAGCUCUUCGACUAUGUCUUCCUGGGUCUGUUCAUUUUCUUUGAGAUUCUCUUCCUUGUGCUGCCUGUCAAGUACGUGUACGAGAACCAACUCCCCCCAGCCUCGUCUGUGAUAAUAACUUGUGAACAGCUUCGUCUUGUGAUGAAGGUUCAUGCUUUUGUACGAUCAAACAUAAUGCGAGUCAUCGAUUAUAAAAAAGAUGAUGGUAAGUUCUCUAGUCACAUACCGAGGACCCUUCCACAAUUGAUUGCCUGGGGACAGAACUGGGGCAAUUAUAUUUCAUACAUUCCACCUACAGAAUACAAUUUUAAGCAAGAGAGUACAAAUGUGGCAACAGCCAUAAAAUAAUAUUUACGAUGCCCCUUACAAAGUCCUCCCCGCCAUGUAAUUAAGUCUAGAACAGUGUGGAUGUGUAUGUCCUGCUUGUAUAAACAUGCUAAUAUG